Octopus bimaculoides (California two-spot octopus) is the source of this 1248-nucleotide messenger RNA. RefSeq lists its product as uncharacterized. The record is from RefSeq and is a predicted model, not a curated record. Lineage: Eukaryota; Metazoa; Mollusca; Cephalopoda; Octopoda; Octopodidae.
CUGAAUUUACGAUUAGAUUUUCGGCAGAGCUGACGUGAUGUGGGUGAAAUAGAUAAAACAAAGUAAGAAGACAGUUACACUGUUCAGCUUACAUCCACUUUAGAUCUAUCAUUGAACCAACACGAAAUAUCAUUUUGCACGGAUAACCACCAUCAGAAUGGACUUCGCAAAAUUGUCGAGGAACAUUUCGCAACGUUUUUCUAUUUCUUCUCUGAUAGCUUUUGGAUUAUUUCUCGUUCUGGUCAUAACGAUACUAUAUCAAGAUUCAAGGAUAACAAAAAUGGAAGAGAAAUCAAACACAAAUCGCUUCGUCUCCAAGAAAUUUGCCGAUGAUAAACCUUGUCAGCAGCCAACGCCUCCAAGACCCGGUCCUGGGUCACUGUAUACCCGGUGGGGUAGAACAACCUGUCCACGUAAUUCAAUUCUGAUAUAUGAUGGUGUGGUUGGUGGACAAUUCUAUACCGAAGGAGGUGGCGGAAGUAAUCUCUUAUGUCUACCUAACGAUCCUAUUUGGGCCAAUUAUACUACAGAGGUUGAAGCAGCCGGUCGCAUAUAUGGUAGUGAAUAUCAACUAGACACUUAUCCUACUAAAAAACUCUUUUCUUUCGCUAACACUAAGGAAAUUCAUGAACACAACGUUCCGUGUGCUGUCUGUUUGACACAAUUAUCUGCUGUUGUUAUGAUGUUACCAGCGAGGACAAAGUGUUACUCUGGUUGGAAAACUGAAUAUUCAGGAUAUUUAAUGAGCGAGCGUUUCGAUCAUCCGGGCAGACAUGAAUAUGUGUGUGUGGACCAUGCACCAGAAGCUGAUCCAGCAGGUUACAGAGACGAAAAUGGAGCUUUAUUAUAUUUUGUUCAGGCUAUCUGUGGUUCAUUGCCAUGUCCACCGUAUUUUAAUGGCCAAGAAUUAACCUGCGUUGUGUGCAGUAAAUAUUGAACGGAACAUAGUUGAAUUUGCUUCUCUAUGAAAACUUAUGUUAACCAAUUACAAGACAAUAUAAUAUCAUAAAACGAUAAAGACAUUUUAAAUUUUGUUUGAUAAUUUUUUAUCCUAGUUAUAUAAAUCGUUAAAAUGAUCUGCCCUACUAGUUAACAGAAAAAUAUUAUAAUGGAGAGAAAAUAGGCGCCAGAGAAUGUGAGAAUUAUGCUAAUGGAACAAUGCAAAGCUGAGCGAAUAAUUCUAGAAAACGUUGUAUAAGGAUCGGUUCAUCAUAUUAAAAUGUGGAAAUAAAAUAAUAUUUCGUUUAA